CAUAGCAUAUACAUAGCAUGGAGUUGCGCAAGAUUUUUUUUAUAAUAACCAAAUUGGUGACAAAUUUCAAUUAGGUUUUUUUUUAAGUUUAAAUUAUUCGCAACGUUUCUCUUCUACAUCAGUCAGCUGAGAGUUCUCUGAGAGUCAACAUGGUGUUCUGGGUGUUAGCAGUGCUUUUAGUAGCUGUAAUUUAUUACGGAAAUCAGUAUUACUUAAACUAUUGGAAGCGGUUGGGUGUACCACAACGUGAUGCACCGACAUUUUUGUUCGGUGACAUAGCUAGUCAAUUUUUCGGAACUAGAAUAUCAAUCGGAGAGACGUUCUCCGAUUUCUACUACCGAUUCAAGCACAACAAAAUCCAUGGAUUGUACUUUUCGUAUCGGCCAUCGCUAAUCGUAAAUGACCCCGAGGUCAUUCAGGAAGUGAUGAUUAAAGACUUCACGAGCUUCCAUGAUCGUGGACUAUUCGUCGACACAGAUGUUGAUCCACUUGGUGCACACCUUUUCUUGUUGGGUGGUCAGAAAUGGAGGGAUCUGAGAGUGAAACUGUCGCCCACCUUUACAUCUGGCAAGUUGAAGGUCAUGUAUCCCAUCAUCCGAGAUUGUGCGAAAACGUUACAAGAUUAUAUGGUGAAAAAUACGCAGAACGCGAAGCAGUUUGAGUUCGAUUCGAGAGACCUGUUCGCACGGUUUACCACCAACGUAAUUUCGUCCGUAGCUUUUGGGAUUGAAAACGAUUGCAUCAACAAUCGGGAAAAUAUUUUCCGUAAAAUGGGCGCAAAGAUCUUCGAAGUCAAUUUGAGAGACAGAAUAUUCCAGAUCUUUGCAUUCUUCGUGCCAAAAAUUGCUGAAAAGCUAAAGAUGAAACAGAUCAAAACUGAAGUCGACGAUUUCAUUUACUCGGUGGUGAAACAGACCAUCAACUUCCGCGAAACGGGUGGAAGUGCGGCCGAACGAAAGGAUUUCAUGCAGUUGAUGAUUCAGUUGAAAAACCAAGGCUACGUGUCGGUGGACAAGAGCGAAGAGCAGGAAGUUGAGAAGCAAAAAUCAGGUGAAACAAAGAAGUUAACAAUCGACGAAAUCGCUGCCCAAGCUUUCGUAUUCUUUGUCGCCGGAUUUGAAACGUCAAGUUCAACGAUGAAUUUCUGCAUGUACGAACUCAGCAAAAAUCCGCACAUUCAGAAAAAGGUCCAUGAGGAACUCGACAAUCUCUGGAAGUCGGGCGACGUCAAUGACCUUACAUAUGAUGUCCUCGGUUCAAUGAAGUAUCUCGAUUGGUGUAUUGACGAAACUCUGCGCAAAUAUCCAAUCGUGCCGAUCCUGAAUCGUGAAAGUAGCAGAGACCACACCUUCGCCGGAACCAAUUUGAAAAUCGAAAAAGGAAUUCCCAUUACGAUUCCAGUGCUGGGCAUACAACGCGAUCCGGAAAUUUACUCUAAUCCGAUGGAAUUCCGGCCAGAAAGAUUCGAGAACUCGCCGACCGGUAGUCCGAACGUGAAGGGAGUGUGUUACAUGCCGUUCGGAGAUGGUCCUCGCAAUUGCAUAGGCGCUCGUAUGGGAAAAUUACAGACGAAAAUUGGUCUUGCAGCCAUUUUGCUGAAAUUCCGAUAUGAACUCGUUGAUCAGAGUCUGAUGCGUACAGAAAUGAAAUUCGAUGCGGAUCAAUUCAUAUUAACACCGAAAACAAAUGUGAUACUACGAGCAACUGCUCGAUAAAAGUAUUGAUUUUUUGUGAUUU
Messenger RNA from Bradysia coprophila, 1737 nucleotides. RefSeq names its product putative cytochrome P450 6a14. The record is from RefSeq and is a predicted model, not a curated record. Gene Ontology annotation, molecular function: iron ion binding; monooxygenase activity; heme binding. NCBI's taxonomy places the organism in Eukaryota, Metazoa, Arthropoda, Insecta, Diptera, Sciaridae.